AUGAACGAAGAAUUGAGAACAGAACUCCAGAAACAACAGGAGUCUAUGCUGGAAAAGCUGUCGGCCGUCAUGGACACGAAAGUGGGCCAGAUGAAGCGUGAGCUGGAAGAAGUGGCCAACAACUGCAGUUCCCAAUAUUUUAUUUUUCGGGUUCUGCCCUUUGGGCUUUCUACUGCACCUCUGGUGUUUACUAAAAUUUUAAAACCAGUACUUCGACAUUGGAGGUCCUCAGGUAAAAGAGUCUGCAUGUUUCUGGAUGAUGGCUUAGGGGGUAGUUCAUCACUUCAGAGUGCCACGAUAGUCUGA
Paramuricea clavata is the source of this 306-nucleotide messenger RNA. The record is from the annotation of a GenBank genome assembly. Lineage: Eukaryota; Metazoa; Cnidaria; Anthozoa; Malacalcyonacea; Plexauridae.